CGCUUCCUCUUCCCUCGCUCCAGGCUCUCCACGAGGAGUUCCCCAGUUUGGCGCCUUGGGCCGACUAGUGUCACUCGCGCCCUUUUUUCCGCCGCCUCGGCAAGCACAGCAUCUGUUCGGAAUGCGGAGUUCAGCAGGGCGACCCAUUUGGACCCUUGCUUCUUGCGCUCGCUCUCCAGCGAUGCGCCGAACUGGUCCUGCGCGGCGCUCCCGACCCCGCCCGGCCCGCGCCCCCUGGCCAGGUCGACCUUGAGGCUGUCUUCCUGGACGAGACCUUUGCGGCAGACUGGCUCGCGGCGGCGCGCCUCCUCCACGAGCUGGUCGUCGCCCUCGCCGCGCCAGGGCUCCAGCUCAGCACCGGGCCAGGGAAGUGCGAGGUGGUCCCUGCCGGCGGCAUGGACAGCGCAGUCGACCCUGGCGCUUUCCCGCCAGGGUUCUGCCUCCGCACGCACGGACUGGAGCUUCGAGUUUUAUUUCCGCGGGCGCCAUUUUGAUUAUGGUGCAGCAGGGCAGGAAUUUCUUGGGCUACGUCGAUUUUCCGCAGACGGAAGGCUUCUGGGAACACGUGGAACUGAUGAUAGAGUGGCUGCCACGGACAGAUCCUGGAAGCGCCGCCAUGGGCACGGCCGGUCUGCUGCUCCUGCACCAGUUUGGCAAAUUGAAAGAGAAGGCGAACAAGAUGAUCAAAAGGGGGGAUUCCAGCGCCGGUCGGUGGAAGAAGAUCAAGCGGAUCACCGAGAUGAAGGAGAUCAUCAUCGCUGUGCUGGGCAUCCUGCUGAGCUACAGCAGCACCUUCUUCACCGAGGAUGGCAAACCAGCGCUCACCACUGUGGGCCACAUCCCUUCUGGACUCCCACCGUUCCGACCAGCCUGGUCGACGAAACCCGUCGCCGGGCUUCUGAAGUCCAACCAUGAAAAGUUCCACUUCGUUUUCGGUGGUGUGUUGGUGGCGCUCACUUCAUUCCUCACAACCUACGCCACGACGAAGAAAAUGGCUUUGAAAUUCGGUUACCAACUUGACGCGUCGCAGGAGCUGAUCGCUCUCGGCUCGGCGGGGGUCAUGGGAUCCUUCUUUGGCGCCUUCCCCCCCAGCGGCUCUCUGAGCCGCACGGGUCUUGCGGCGGAGCUGGGCGUCCAGACGCAGAUGGGUGGCGUUUUCGCCUCUGGCGUCAUCGGCCUCGGCCUGAUAUUCCUGGCGCCGGCAAUAUCGUUCCUUCCGAAGGCAGCUCUCGCGUCGAUCAUAAUGAAGUCGUCCGUUAGCCUGCUCGACUUCGACUACCCAAUGGAGAUCUGGAAGCAGUAUUGGAAGCCCAAGAGGAAGGGCGGCCUGAGAAGGGAUCUGAGGAUAUGGGUCGUAGCGUUUGUCACCACCCUGCUUAUGGGAGUGCUGUACGGCAUCGGUCUGGCCGUCCUCGUGGACGUCUUGCUCAUCGUGAGGGACGCCUCCCAGCCGAACGCCGUGAUCCUGGGCAGGGUGGAAGUCGGCGGCGGGAGGAAGUGGCAGAAUCUGGAGGACUGGCCCGCCGCGGAGAUCUUCGAGGGCAUCAUGGUCUUCGAGUUCAGAGGCCCGCUGUCCUUCGCCAGCGCGGAGUGGUUUCAAGAGGC
Molecule: messenger RNA, 1605 nt
Organism: Prorocentrum cordatum
Lineage: Eukaryota; Dinophyceae; Prorocentrales; Prorocentraceae
Source: the annotation of a GenBank genome assembly